Messenger RNA from Aspergillus oryzae RIB40, 375 nucleotides. Its product is annotated as GPI anchored serine-threonine rich family protein. The coding region runs from base 1 to 375 and encodes 124 amino acids. NCBI's taxonomy places the organism in Eukaryota, Fungi, Ascomycota, Eurotiomycetes, Eurotiales, Aspergillaceae. The record is from RefSeq and is a predicted model, not a curated record. The transcript is spliced from 3 exons.
AUGCGUUUCACUCUCGCUUGCCUCGCUGCCCUUGCGUCUUCCGCGGCCGCCUAUAUGGUCAACGCCCCAAUGACUGGUGAUCAAGUCCCCAUUCAGGCGGGAACCAUAAUUACAUGGUCUGCUGUUGACACCGAUCAACCAACAUUUGAUCUCUGGCUUGUCAACAUGCGACACUUCGAACCCUAUGCAAGGCAGAUCGGCCAAGGUAUCAACCGGGAUGCCCAGACCUACCGAGUCCAAGGUGUGAGCGGUGUCCCGCCGAACACUGGGUAUCAAUUCAACUUUGUCCGUCACGGCGCCGAUGCGAAUGAAGCCAAGGAGCGUCCGUUGGCUCAGUCAGGAGACUUUACUGUUUAUGGGGAAGGUACUGUUUGA